AUGGCUCACCGCAGAAAUUGGCGAUCUCCGGGCAAAACAAGCAACCGAGGAGAACUCAACAGCUUCAGAAAACGCAAUCUGGCAGAAACAUUCUGUGUGCACUUUCAACGUGGCAGGUGCCACUACGGUGAGAGGUGUAGAUUCUCGCACGAUGUGAAGAAGGCCUCCGACUUCAAGGCAAACCCGGCUGCAUACCAUCCCACAACCUAUGAUCUGGACGCUCGGAAUCAAUACUUCGACUGGAAGAGUCUUCUUAGAAAUGGGAUGUUAGGGUCUGGGUAUUCUCGAAGGGAACAUGAAGAGAUCGUUCAAUUCUGGAACGGGGCUCUUGAAAUUCUUGAAAGCGACAGCAGAGAGAAUCAUCAAUUCCUCGCUAAAGAUCUUGUAGACGACAAUCUUCAUGGACAUGAUUUCAUCCUGGCAACUGCGGAUGCAGACAAUCCAGAGGGAGUGCGACCUAUUCCAACUUACGACACGCAAUUUCUUAAAGUCAUUACCCAUACUUCUCUCCUAAACUGUCUUUCUGUCGAUUCAUUUGUUGGCAAUCUGUACACAUCCUUUGGUGGAACGAAUGGAGAUCGAGCAAUCAGAUAUCUGAGAAGUGUCUGCCGGAGCCUGCUGAGUAAAGGUGAAGCGACCAACGAAAAUGCGCCGGUCAUCUCUCUGGACACGAUUAAGUUACUGCUGGAUACCUUGUACCAGCUUUUGUCAAGAGUCCGACGCGCUCGAUUCCACGAUGAAAUUCCCGCACUGCUCGACCUAAUCCGCGAAGUGGCCUUCAAAAUUGCUGAAACAUGCUCGAAGGCCGACUUUGACGGACUUGAAAGCAGAAUAGAAGUCAUGCAGAGCCUGAUCUCUAGCGCAAACCGCAAACUUAUACACCCAGGAUACAUUGACUCAACAUUCCGACUCCUGCGCCAUGAUAUCUUCGGUUCAGCCAAAGAUGUCCUUCGAGAUCUGCUGCAGCAGAAUGAUUUGACUCAAUUUUCAUAUUUCUCAGGCAAAGAUAGCGGGGCACAUCUCUAUCUGGGAGCACAGACCCCCCACAUAUUUAUCAAUGAGAGAAAGGAGCUCGAAUCGACCGUGUCCUUUACUACUCCACCACAAGUCCGCAAAAAGUCAUCUAACGAGCAAUGCAGAUGGUGGCAAGACUCUAACCGAUUAGAGGAAGGAAGCCUAGUGUGUUUCUUGACGUCCCAAGCAACUCACAGGAGGCUUAUUUUCCUCGAGGUCACUUUGAAGAAUGCUUCCAAGGACCGAGCGCACCAGAACAAGAGUAGUCUUGUUUCUGAUAAAUUUCCACCUAGUAUUACGGUCAAGCUUGCGACAUGCCUACAACAAGAACUGAUCCUCCUGGCCGGGCUUUACAGCAAGAAGCUUACCGGUAUUCUGGUCGACUUCCAUGGCUUGAUCCCUGCCACGUUUGUCCCUAUCCUGAAAAACCUUCAACGAAUCCAACGCGAAGGAGAGUAUGCACUGCAGAUGAAUAGAUAA
Penicillium subrubescens is the source of this 1494-nucleotide messenger RNA. RefSeq lists its product as uncharacterized. The record is from RefSeq and is a predicted model, not a curated record. NCBI's taxonomy places the organism in Eukaryota, Fungi, Ascomycota, Eurotiomycetes, Eurotiales, Aspergillaceae. The coding region runs from base 1 to 1494 and encodes 497 amino acids. The transcript is spliced from 2 exons. Gene Ontology annotation, molecular function: metal ion binding.